UUGCAACAAGUGGCACCACUCUCAGCUGUUACUAUAAACCGAAAAUGUCAAAUUUUGUGCGCCGAUUUUGGUCCGCCGCUCGUUUUUGGCGCAACGUACGAAAGGCAGCGCAGCCGGUGAGUGGGAGUGAGUGCAAAAAUAUGUCUUCAGCUGAGAAAAGUGGUCUGGCGUUAAAGAAGUUACGUGAAUUCGGCUAUGCCUUUAAUGCAGCUGGACAACUGCGAAAGAUUGAUGAAGCCACUGGCGAGCCAGGUGAGGAGCCAUUCAAAUUUACGAUAUCUGACGAUCACGCCAAAAAUCAGGCACAUUACGAACAACUGGCUGAUCUUAUCCCUGAAAUUGUGUAUGAUCUACUAGAGCAAAAUGGAUUGAGUCGGAUUUAUGUUCCCGAUGAUGUACCACAGGAGCAGGCAACAUUCAUUUUCACAAAGCCCGAAAAGCUUUUAGAACCGAAGAAACUAAUUGUUCUUAUUCAUGGCAGUGGCUAUGUGCGAGCGGGCCAAUGGGCUAGAAGCCUCAUCAUCAACAAUUCACUCGACCACGGCACACAGAUACCAUAUAUAAAACGCGCAGAAUCACUUGGCUAUGAUAUAGUGGUGACCAAUACAAAUGACAAUUACCGCAUAAUCAACGGCGAGAGUCGCCCGAUACCGCGUCUUGGGUUUGCUGCCGCACACGCCAGAUAUGUUUGGGAAAAGUAUGUGAUGGCAUGCAAUCCAGAGAGCGUGGCUAUCGUAGCGCACAGCUACGGUGGCGCUAUUGCAAUGGAUUUGUCGAAUCGUUUCACCAAAUUUUUCGAAGAGAAAGUGUUUGCAAUUGCACUCACCGACUCGGCUCAUUAUCAAAUACCAACUGCAUCUAAGAAAAUUGUAUUGGAUAUCGCAUGCAAUUGGGUAUCGCAUGCAACAAAUCUCGACGCGGAAAUUUAUACCGGGGAGGGUGAAAUGCAUAGUGUAUCUGCUGGACAUUCGAAACAUGAGUGGACAUCGUAUUCGGCUUUUGAAUCAGUUUUCAAAUUCUUAGAAGAGAAAUAUGAACGUUUCAAUGCGCUGCGCACGGGAAGUAAAAAGGCAAAAACGGAAGUUUAAUGGUUUAUUCUAUGUGGAGUACAUUAUAAAAUGCAUCCAAUGAGUUCAUACAUGUAGUGGAUCUGCUAUCGAUAGUAUAGAUUUAAAAGUUAUUUUCGAUAUCACAAUGUAAAGACUUUUUAAUGAGACAUUCCAUGAAAAAGCUUUUCGCCCAAUUUUCCCGAUAUGUGUUGAUUGUUUGUGACUAACUGCCACACAGAAACGGAUAUCGUCUUUAGGCUUUAACAUUUUUUCUGCAUUUACACAUUUUUACUUGUCAUUAUCACUUAUAUCAAUUUAUUUAAUUUGAUUUCCACCACUUAGGCGCACUUCGGGAAACUUCAUUUCGUCAUUUUGAUGUAUGCGACAAUAAAACAAAACCCUUAAAACCCAAAUACUCAUUGACUAUGUACGCACACAGAUCGAUUACUGUGAGUGAUAGCGGUCAGUUUGCAAACACUUUCGGUGAAAGCGCGUAUAAAAAAUUCAAAAAACUGAAAAUAUGUGUAAAAAAUUAGGUUUUGUUAGGGGUGGUUUUUCUGUACUCCGGUCAGUGUGCUGACAAGCCAUCCCCGCAUUUGACUUGCUGUCACUGUUAAUAUCAUAGGCGGGUGUUACUUAUCACAUUACAUAAGCAUAAGGCUCAUAAAAAAACAACACGAGAUUUGGGAGUGCGAUGCCGGCACAAUUUAGUGUGGUGGGGGUGUUGCGGUGCAGUGGUUUUUGCAACAGCACUGAAUUCUACAUACAUUUUUGGGGAACGCUGACAGUCCUUGGAGCGGAUAUGUUAAAAAUCACAUGGAUGAGUUAAGGAAACGCAAAUAUGACAUAUCUAAGUGCAGUGAAAAUACGUUUUUUUUGUACUUUUAAAAAUAUUUGUAAUUUUUGUAUUUAAAUGUAAUGCAUUCCCAAUAAGAAAUGUGUACACAUUCCUGUAA
Molecule: messenger RNA, 2005 nt
Organism: Anastrepha ludens (Mexican fruit fly)
Lineage: Eukaryota; Metazoa; Arthropoda; Insecta; Diptera; Tephritidae
Product: FAM172 family protein homolog CG10038
Exons: 6
Coding region: 45-1088 (347 amino acids)
Biological process (GO): regulatory ncRNA-mediated heterochromatin formation
Cellular component (GO): nucleus
Molecular function (GO): siRNA binding
Source: RefSeq, a predicted model, not a curated record